CAGGUGGCUGGCAUCAAGUAGCCUUUUUCCGCUGUCAUGCAUCCACACAAGUGCGUCUCUGCAGAAAUUUGGGAAGUGGGAGAAAAAGAACUGGAUUGUUUACCCUCCGCAGCUGCCUGGAGAACCUCGCAGACCAGCCGAAAUAUAUCACUGUCGGAGGGAAAUAAAAUACAGCAAAGAUAAGAUGUGGUAUCUGGCAAAACUGAUAAAAGGAAUGUCCAUUGAUCAGGCUCUUGCUCAGUUGGAAUUUAGUGAUAAAAAGGGAGCAAAGGUGAUCAAAGAGGUUCUGUUAGAAGCACAGGAAAUGGCAGUGAGAAAUCACAAUGUGGAAUUUAAAUCCAAUUUACAUAUAGCUGAGUCAUUGACGGGCAGAGGCCGCUAUGUGAAGCGGAUUCGAUACCACGGCAAAGGCAUGUUUGGCAUCAUGAAAAUUUCCAGGUGCCAUUACUUUGUGAAGUUGGUGGAAGGUCCUCCUCCUCCUCCAGAGCCACCAAGGACUGGGUUUGACCAAGCGAAAGAAUACGUGGAGCAUUUGCGAAGUAGAACCCUUGUUAAUACACUGUGACAGAUUUUUGUGACUAUAUAGAAAUUUCUUGUUUGAUGAUGUAAUUAUAUAGAAGAAUAAUUAAAAUAAUGUUU
Apaloderma vittatum (bar-tailed trogon) is the source of this 639-nucleotide messenger RNA. It is a transcript of the gene MRPL22, whose product is annotated as mitochondrial ribosomal protein L22. The coding region runs from base 185 to 565 and encodes 126 amino acids. The record is from RefSeq and is a predicted model, not a curated record. Gene Ontology annotation, biological process: ribosome assembly; translation. Gene Ontology annotation, cellular component: ribosome; mitochondrial large ribosomal subunit. NCBI's taxonomy places the organism in Eukaryota, Metazoa, Chordata, Aves, Trogoniformes, Trogonidae. The transcript has 5 exons. Gene Ontology annotation, molecular function: structural constituent of ribosome.